AUGGCUGUGAUUUGUUGCGACGCCCUCGUGCCCUACCAGCCCAAGCCGACGGACCAGGAAUCCAGGUUCACCCUGUUCAUGGACUGGGCCAGGUUUCCCAGGGAAUCCUCGAUAGCGGCCGAUUCCGACGCCUUCUUCAUUUCCUCUAGGCCCGACUUCGUCGUGCAGGUGGCGCGCGGAGCCCAACACGCCGGACCGCCGCAGAGCGACCGCUUCUUCGCCCGCGCCGAGGGCAAGGGCAAGCCCUUCGUCGAGGUGACCGAGAAGGACUUGGCCGAGGCGAAUUACCAGAAAAUCAACGCGUUCAAGAAAUUCCAGUGUAGCGACCAUGAUGAAUUCUUCACGGUCAACCUCUACCUCGAUAACCCCCUAAGCCUCCGUCACUGGAACUUCAAUCUAACUUUCCCGCUGACUUCGAUCAAUCUAUAA
Molecule: messenger RNA, 429 nt
Organism: Durotheca rogersii
Lineage: Eukaryota; Fungi; Ascomycota; Sordariomycetes; Xylariales; Xylariaceae
Exons: 2
Coding region: 1-429 (142 amino acids)
Source: RefSeq, a predicted model, not a curated record